This is a messenger RNA of Galleria mellonella (greater wax moth), 2627 nucleotides long. RefSeq lists its product as uncharacterized. The record is from RefSeq and is a predicted model, not a curated record. The transcript has 2 exons. NCBI's taxonomy places the organism in Eukaryota, Metazoa, Arthropoda, Insecta, Lepidoptera, Pyralidae. The coding region runs from base 219 to 1037 and encodes 272 amino acids.
GCAAACUUAGAACUAUUUUGCGUCAUGAACACUGUUGGCUGAAACUCGUGUAUCGUGUUUGUAUUCGUGGAUUUAUUUAAUAAAUACUUGUUUGAAGUGAAAAGUGAUUCGUGGAAGGAUAAAUAAUUAUUAUUAAUUCUAAAGGUGCUACGGACAAAUUAUUAUUUUAAUGAAUUUAAAUUCGAACAUUCUUGUGAAAUUAAGUGCACAUUCAUAAAAUGAAGACAUCAACUAUAGACAAAUCAUUGAAGAAAAAUGGAUAUCAAUCAGAUGAUGACAAUGUCAGAUAUAAAUUAAAUACAAGCUAUUUCAAUAACAUUACUAAAUCACCAACUAAAGUUGUAAAGAAGCAGGAAAAGGUGAAGAGUGAAGAUGAUGAUGUACGCUACAAAUUUCCCACAAUCCUAUCUAAACCUAAAACAGAGCAAAAGGCCAAGCCAAAACCAAAAAUAAAAGUAAAUUUCUGGAGCAAUAAACAAACAGGUAGCCGCUUGCAUAACACUGAAACAAAAACCAAAACAAAUCGUAGACAUACUGUUGGAUCAACUGCCACUAACACAGUAGUGGUCAAACCGAAAAACUCUGGUGUUAAAGUCUGUAAACGGGUAUCAUUUCUGCCUUCACCUUUAUUUUCUGAUAACCAUGUACCAAUGGUAACUGUUCCUGACGAUUUAACAAUACAACUAAAUGAAGAAGAAGCUAAUGAUUUGGGUGAGGACUUAAACCUUGCAUUUGUGAACAGUGAUAGCAGCACAAAUGAAAACUCAAAUACGUCAAUAAAACGAAAACCCAGAAACUCUAUUGCACAUACACAAACAAGUUCUAAGGCCACUAAACGCAAGCGAAGUUUAGAUGAUUCAGGCUCUAAAAUUACAGUUAAUGAUAAUGAACUUGAAUUCUUCUCAAAAUAUGUGGUACAGAAAUUGAGAAGAAUGGAAACCAAUCAGCGUAUUUAUUCUGAAAACUUGAUAAAUACUGUUCUCAUGUUGGGACAACUUGGCAAGUUGAAUGGUAAAUCAAAGAUAGCAGAAGCAUAGUUAAUAAUAUAUAUAUAUAUUAAAAUAUCCAAAAGUACCUUAUGUACUGUUUAUUUGUAAAUAACUUAUCUUGGUUCUAUAAUCUUAUGACCAUGAUGUACUUAGUAUAUCAGAACUUUAAUUAUUGAUUUGGUUGUUGUAUAGACAAGGUAAUAUUUCUACCAUGUCUCUCUUCAUAAUAUAAUUUAAAAAAAUGGCUGGUGCAUAUUUUUGUUUUACAAUUACUGAUAUACUUUAGUAUUAAAUAAAUAGGUACUAAUUUAAUAUUAUUUUGAGUGGAGUGGGUGCAUAAUUUAAUUUCUACAAUAGUCCUAUGAUUAAUAUUUUUGUGACAUAAUGUCAGUAAUGGUAGAGAUCCUGAUUUGGCUUAAGACUUGCUGUAUGGUAAUUUCAAUGAAGUAUAUAUGUAUAUAAGUACAUAUCAGGCAUGUUGUGGAUAAUGAAACUGUGUUCAAUGGAAAUAUAAUAUUAAGAUAAAUUGCACAAAGUAAUUAUUAGAAAAAUAAACUAUUAUUAUGACAAUAUAGAAUGUGUUGAUAAUAUUUGAAUUAUUACUAAAUUAAUAAGUUUUUUUCAUGUAGCAUGUUAAAAAUAUGUGAAGUAGUUAUGCUAGAAAGUUAUGUUUUUGAUAUAUGUCAGAAUUUCUACAUAUAUACCAAGGAUUACAUUAAUAAUUUAACUCUUUACUUGAUUUUUUUUUUUUUUUUAUAUAUAUUAUAAAAUAAAAAUUCAUUUGGAUAUAUUUUUAUACAAGUAUCCAUCUUGUUGUAAUGAAAUUUGUAAUGUUUUGUUUCUAAUAAAUUAAGAAUUUUUAUUCAUGCAGGUAAGAAUUUGCACAUUAUAUUUAAAUUAUAUAAGCAUUGUAAUUUUUGUAAAUUAUAUAUACAUAGUCUAUUGAUGAUACCAACAAAUAUUAAAUACUAGGUUUUUCCUAACUAACCUUCAAAACUACAAUUUAACUCUACUUCUGCACUAUUAAUUCUAAUAAAUAUAGAGGGGGUUAUUGCCUACAAAGAUCUCAUAUAUUAAGUUCUUAAGUAUCAUCUUGCAGAUUUAUGUUUGUCAUUUUUAUGAUAUAAGAAAGCAUAAUAUCUUUAAAUUAUUAUAAAUAAGGUGCAAUAAAACUGUAUAACUGGAAUCUAAUAUUAUAUGUUAAUGAAACUGUAUAUCUAUUCCUUAAAAAUUAUGAGCUAAAUAAUGAAAUAAAAAUAUCAAAUUAUUAUUGAUACUCUAUAACUAUGAAAGUGUAAUAACUCCCAUAAAUCUUUUUCAUUAAACAAUCAUGUCUAUAAAGCCAAUCUUGUCUGUGAUUUCACUGUUCCGUAUUUUGUUUUUAUUUUUAAUACGGAACACAAACUACAUGUAGUACAUAUUUUUGAAUGUAAUUUGUAAGAAGCAAAGCAAUUUAUUACUGUUGUUAAUUAUAACAGAAUCAGAUUACAUAUUUACAUGUUUUGUUAUUAUAAGCUCAAAAUCGUGGUUUACCGGUAUAAUAUAUGCUCGACUUUAAAACAGAUUUAUUUAUACUUGUGAGAUUGUAUGAACCGAGGUGAACAUAUUCGCCUUACUAAUAAAUACUAGUAAACUAAA